Messenger RNA from Clonostachys rhizophaga, 1128 nucleotides. The record is from the annotation of a GenBank genome assembly. NCBI's taxonomy places the organism in Eukaryota, Fungi, Ascomycota, Sordariomycetes, Hypocreales, Bionectriaceae.
AUGUCGGCCCAAGACCAGGAGGAUGUCUACUUCUCCACAAACCCACCCCCGCGACAUCUAGAGGCCCAUGCCGCCCAGGCCCGCGCCUUCAUCGACGCCCACGCCGCCGCCGGCCGCCGCGUCGUCCUCGUCACAUCCGGCGGGACCACCGUGCCGCUGGAGAAGCAGACGGUGCGCUUCAUCGACAACUUCAGCGCGGGAACCCGCGGCGCGACCAGCGCCGAGUACUUCCUCGAGGCCGGGUACGCCGUCAUCUUCCUCCACCGCGAGUUCAGCCUCACACCCUACGCCCGCCACUUCUCCCACGCCACCACGGGGGGGUUCCUCGACUUCCUCGAGGUCGGCCAGGGAGGCGUGAGCGCCCGCCCAGACGUAUCGGCCAAGAUGGCCGACAUCCUGAGCCGCUACCACACCGCACGCAAGGAGAACCUCCUCCUCAGCAUCCCCUUUGUGACCAUUGGCGACUACCUGCACGAGCUGCGGGCCAUCUCCCGCCUCAUGGCCUCCCUCGGCCCCCGUGGCCUGCUGUACCUGGCCGCGGCAGUGUCUGACUUCUUCGUGCCCCCGGAGCGCAUGGCCGAGCACAAGAUCCAGUCUACGGAUCUGGGGAGGCGGGCGCAGGAGGCAGCAGCCGCGGCGGCCGGUCAAGUUCCUAGCAGCGCAGACAGCGGGAAGCAGGACUCGGAGGAGGAGGAGUUCGACAACUUCGACUCCAGCCCCCGGGUGCCGCGGUCGAAGCGGCUCGUCAUCGACCUCGACCCCGUGCCCAAGCUGCUCCUCAACCUCGUCGACGGGUGGGCGCCCCGCGGCAUGGUCUCCUCCUUUAAGCUCGAGACGGACCCGACCAUCCUCGUGACCAAGGCGCGGUACUCGCUCGAGCGCUACCAGCACCACCUCGUCAUCGGGAACCUGCUGGCCACGCGCAAGUGGGAGGUCGUCUUCGUCAGCCCCGGGCGCGAGGACAACUGGCUCCGGGUGAAGCGCAGGGGCAAGGAGUGGACCGACGAGGACGUCAAGAGGCUGAGGCAGGGCGAGGUCCCCAAGGAGGAGCCCGGGGAGGAGAUUGAGCGUUUCAUCAUCCCCGCGGUAAAGGACCUCCACGACCAGCAUAUUAAAGCGAAUGAAUAG